Molecule: messenger RNA, 1715 nt
Organism: Astrephomene gubernaculifera
Lineage: Eukaryota; Viridiplantae; Chlorophyta; Chlorophyceae; Chlamydomonadales; Astrephomenaceae
Source: the annotation of a GenBank genome assembly
ACAAGUUACAUGACCUACAUCCUUGUUAUUUGGCAUGAUCUUUCCCUCCCGUUAACGGGGAUCGCAUAGUUAACGGCGACAAACCGCAAUUAUUAAACCGAUAGCUCGACAGUAUAGCACGAGCAGUAUGGCGCUCAGCAUGACAAUCUCCUGUGGCAAGGCAAUGCGCCCUGGUCAGAUGCGUCAACAUAGGCGUGCGGUGAUGCCCCUUGCUUCCGUGCCGGUCCCUCCUCGCUCCGGGCUGCCCGCCGGCCGCCGUACCCGCCCCUUGUCGCAGCCGCCCGCCUCCAUCUCCCCGGCUGCCUCCACCGCGGUCCCCAGCCCCUACCUGGAGCAGGGCGGCCAGGACGACCCCGAGAUGGCCGCAUUCCAGCGGCAGCAGCAGGCCGCGCCGCGACCCAGCGCCGCGGAGGAGGCGCGGACCGUGCUGGACCAGGGCAAACACGGUGUGCUGUGCACCCUGAGCACCUCCCCCGACACCGCCGGCUUCCCCGCAUCCAGUGUGGUGCAGUUCGCAUGCGACGGCACCGGCCGCCCCCUCUUUGCCACCUCCUCGCUGUCGCCACACACCCGAGACAUGCUGGCAGACGGGCGCGUGUCGCUCACCGUCAAGUCGCCUUCCUUCCAGGGCAUGGAUUGCGGGCGGCUGACGCUGCAGGGUGUAGUGGCGCCGGUGGGCGAGGAGGAGAAGCCGCGACUGCGGGAGGUGUUCCUGAAGAAGUACCCCUCGGCCUUUUACGUGGACUUUGGUGACUUCCAGUGGUUUCGCUUGGAGCAGCUGGUGGCAGCGCGCUUCAACGGGGGCUUCGGGCGGGCACCUCGGCUGACGGUUGAGGAGUACCUGGCUGCCCGCCCCGACCCCGUGUACCCCUUCUCGGGGCCCGUGUGCGGCCACAUGAACGCGGACCACCAGGAGGACAGCAAGAUGAUGAUCAAGCACUACUGCGGGCUGGAGGUGGACUCCGUGCGCAUGCUGGACCUGGACCGCCUUGGGGUCAACUGCUGCGUAACCCGGCGGGGGCAGACCUUCAAGCUGCGUCUGCCGUUUCCGCACCCUGCUGAGGACCGCAAGUCAAUCAAGGAUGCGAUUGUGGAGAUGACCAAGAAGGCGAGGAGCGCGGCCGCCUAAAACGCGCGCACCCCGGGGGGCACCAAUUAGUAAGGCGCCCUUGCAAAGGUGGUUAGCAGGUUGGAGGGAGGUGCAUCUUGGGUUUCGAGCUUUCGUAGCGUGCUGGUAUAUAGUUUGCUGAUUUAAGUCGCUGUAGGGUGGAGUUGGGUAAAAGCGUCGUGCAUCGUGAAGUUGCUGAAGAGAUCAUGCAUGCAGGAUGGAUAUUGAGUUUUAUGUGUGAAGAGCAAUUGAGUAUGUGCGUCGACCGAUGCACACUGUACAUGGGUAUGAUGUUUCAAAAAUGUACUAAACUGCGGCUAUGAAGGUGUACGACACAGGACAGUUGUAGUGCAAAGCCACAUGCCAUCUACGGUCAACCCAUACGGCGUGAUUGUUGAACCAACAUACUUAAGGCAAGCGCCCAAACGGGCAGCCAGGUGUAAUAACGAACUACCGGUAUAAUGGGUCCACCGAAUAGCUACUGUACUCAUCAUACCGGUACCAGCCUACGCACGUGCCCAACGGACGUAAGGAAUCUCCGCCAUAAGCCAAACCAUACAGACUCUCUAUACGCACAUACAAUGACACGCCACGGCAGUGAAACAUA